This is a messenger RNA of Saccoglossus kowalevskii, 1317 nucleotides long. RefSeq names its product COMM domain-containing protein 9-like. NCBI's taxonomy places the organism in Eukaryota, Metazoa, Hemichordata, Enteropneusta, Harrimaniidae. The record is from RefSeq and is a predicted model, not a curated record.
AUGACAGAAAAUACAAGUUUGCAUGUAUACAAUGGUUUCUUGAAUGAAUUGGCUAACUCAAAGGAAUUUGUCUUGAAGUUAUGUGAAGAUGCAUUCCUAUACAGGGAUGUCAUUGAAUAUCCCAAAACUGUUACUGAAAAUAUUGCAGCCACACUGAGAGUUCAACAAAAUAUUGCAAAACAGUUACUUGUCACUCUAAGUUCACUCAUACGAUGUGCAAUAUUUGAAGGUUGUUCAGAUUUCAUGUCUGUUCAAGAUUUAUUCCCAGAUAAUUUUCACAAAAAUUUGAAGGAUCUUCUCUCAAAAAUAAUUGCAGAUAAUAUAUCAACAUGGAGAAAUAGAUCAUUAAACAAUCAGAUUUCUUUACCAAGACUGGUUGAUUUUGAUUGGCGGGUAGACUUGAAAACAUCAACAGACACCAUUAGUCGUAUGUCAAUGCCAACGUGUAUAUUACAACUCAAGGUACAAGAGACAGCAAAGCGAGUUGAUACUGUUCCCGAUGUCUCUUCACUCAGUGUUGAAUUAAGUAAAGAAACAUUAGACACCAUGUUAGAUGGACUUAGUAAAAUAAGGGAUCAACUUAGCUCUGUUGCAAAAAGAACAUGAACAAUUUUCUAUAUUAACUGUAUAUAUUUCAAAAGUAAAGUUUUAUGAUACAUGUAGAGAUUUGUUCAUUGAAAUUUGUGCUUCAAGGAACUGAGACUCUGUAAUCUUUAGCCAGACCCCCCCCCAAAAAAAAAUUCCUCCACAGAUUUGUCAAGAGCUUUAUGCAAAGUAGUUUUUACUGCUUCCAUAGAUGCUUCUAAAUUAGUAUAUGUUGAACAGAAUCAAGAAUUAUUCUUAAAAAUACAUUUAAUUAAACUAGAUAGAAAAAUCCUGCUCUGGAAAAUUUGCUGUCUGUAAAAAUUUGGAUCUUGCAACAGCGCCACCAAAGGCCAAUUUGAGCAAGAGUAAAAAAAAAAUGUAUAAAUGUAUUGGGAACUUUUACAUGAAUCCGUGGAGUGAGUUAUUUUUUAUUCCCAUCCUGUAGGCAAUAGAAAAUGAUAUUCAUUAUCAACAAAUGAAUAACUUAAAAUGUGGCGAGAAAAUUAUUGAGUUGCAAGCAUGCUUUUCAUUGAUGUUGUGUCACCAAUAGUGAGUGAUUAGAGAAGGAUAUUACAUGUUUAUACAGGUGUAUUUUCCAUGCCGAUAUGUGAUGAGAAUAACUUUUAAUAUACCGAUACGCUGAAUCUACAUUCAGUGCAAUUUGAAAAGAUGUGUUGCAUAUUAUACAGUAAUAAAUUACUGCAUGCUAAUGAAAUUGUUCCAGCUGUUUGA